Molecule: messenger RNA, 2383 nt
Organism: Haplochromis burtoni (Burton's mouthbrooder)
Lineage: Eukaryota; Metazoa; Chordata; Actinopteri; Cichliformes; Cichlidae
Product: ectonucleotide pyrophosphatase/phosphodiesterase family member 7
Exons: 6
Coding region: 60-1496 (478 amino acids)
Source: RefSeq, a predicted model, not a curated record
GGCUUUCCUUUUGUAAAUCAGAUUUUAGCUGAGCCACAGAGUCGGCGCCUACGUUCACCAUGCUGUGGACCGCGAGUCUCUGCGUCCUCUGGGCCUCAUCGGUCCUCGGAGCGCCGGUAAACAACGAGAGACAGAAGGUGCUGCUGAUCUCAUUCGAUGGUUUCCGGUGGGAUUACGACCGCGACGUGGACACGCCGAACCUCGACCAAAUGGCCGAGGACGGCGUCAAAGCCCAGUAUGUCACCCCUCCGUACCUCACCAUCACCAGUCCGACACACUUCACCCUCUUGACAGGCCGCUACAUCGAGAAUCACGGGGUAAUCCACAACAUGUUUUUCAACACAACCACCGGAGAGAAGAAGUCUUACUAUCAGAGUCAGUUUGUGAAUCAGUGGUGGGACAAUGGCACUCUGCCUAUCUGGAUCACAGCACAGAGACAGGGCCUAGAAGCUGGCUCUCUUCACUUUCCUGGCACAGCUUCCAGUUACCAGGGACAGUUUGCUGAGCCGAGGGAAGUGGAGCCGCAGCUUUACAACUACAAGAACGAGACCGCUUGGCGAGAAAACACAGAUAAAGUGAUGAGCUGGUUCAGAGACAAGAACGUGGACUUUGUUUCCUUCUACUUUGGCGAGCCUGACGGUACAGGCCACAGAUACGGUCCGGACUCGAAUGAACGUAGAGAGAUGGUGAAACAAGUGGACCGAACAGUGGGCUAUAUUCGGCAAUCAGCUGAGCGACACGGGCUGACUCACCGCCUUAACAUCAUCAUCACGUCAGACCACGGCAUGUCCACCGUGUAUCGUAAUGGUCUGGUGGAGGAAAUCACCCUGUCAAAGAUCCCAGGCUUUUCAUUCGGGGACCUGUCCUUCCACUUGGUGGACUACGGACCUUCCGGGAUGCUGUUGCCCAAGCCAGGCAGGCUGGAGGCGGUGUACAAUGCCUUGAAAGGGGCUCAUCCACAUCUCCACGUGUACAAGAAGGAGGACGUGCCAGAGCACCUUCGCUUUACUAAAAACGAUCGCAUCCUCCCCAUCAUUUUAUGGGCCGACCCUGGAUACGUAAUCAACGGGUAUUUCCCAGUUCAAUUCAACAAGGGAGAGCAUGGCUAUGACAACCAAGCGAUGGACAUGAAGCCUUUCUUCAGGGCAGUGGGUCCAGCAUUUCACAAAAACCUAAAGGUGGGGCCCUUUGAGACAGUGAACAUCUACCCCUUGAUGUGUCACAUCCUGGGCAUCGAGCCGGAGGUCAAUGACGGCCAUCUCGACGCCACCAAACACAUGCUGGUUACUAGCACUGCUGCUCGAGCUGAAAGUAGUUCACACAGGAAGUACAUGAAAAACGCCUUCACUGGACUGGCUGCGGUAGCUGGAUUUCUUGUCAUAGUGUUUGCAGCAGCAGUGGUCCAACGACUACUCAAGCAGAAACGCAAGACAAAGAGAUCAGGAAGUUUGAGAGAUCUUCCGGAAAAAGAAGACGCACAUCAAACUCCAUUUUGAACAUCACAAUAAUGAAGAGAGAUUUAAAAGCAGCUCCCUGUGGACGGACCCUCUGCAUGAUUCUCUUUCAUGGCAAAUUGCAUUAGAACCCAAAGAGCAGAGUGUAAAUUAUUAUUUUAGCUAUUUUCAAAUAAUACAAAGUGACAAGAGAAGGAUCAGAACAAGUUUAACUGGAGAUGCCCUGGUUUAUGCAUGAAUGAAGAACAUUUAGGUCUUUUUCAAAUCUGCUGUAAUUAAAUGGGAAUAAACAUCCAUAAGCAGGGCUGUGUUGGGACACUGGAAUAUAAACAUCUGAGACCAUUACCGUAACGUUAUAUUACUUUUAUGUACUAAAUAAACAUAAAAGCCAUAAAGCAAAACGAGGUGUUGGGGUGAGGCUGUGAGCAAUUAAAUUAAGAUAAAAGGUGCUGAGAACAAAGUAGCGAUCGCGUCUCUACUUUCAUUUAAAGAAGUGAAUACACGUCUACGGUGGCUGCCAAGUGACAUAUUUUGAGGAACUACAUACUCAUCAGUUGCCGCCUCUCCUCGGAUAAAAAUGUCAAGUUAAACACGGGUGCUCAACACUUCCGGUUGUAACUUUCAACAUAAAUGUAAACCCUCCGGGUUUUUUAUAUUGUCUAUAUAUCAAAAGUUCAAAUAUAUAUUUUGACUUGUACGCCAGAACCGUUUAGUUCUCAUUAGCUGAGCCCUCAUUUUUUUCUUUUUAGCAUAACAUUUAAGACUUGUAUGGAACUUAUUUAAAUACAAUACUUUAAUCAACAUGCUGCCCUUUAAACUUGUACUACGUGAACUGGUUAUUUAACUGGUUGCUUGAGUUUGUUUCUUGCGUAAAGCAUGUUAAAAUUAAUCUUGUGUAUAAAAUUAACGGAAUAAACUAUUCUAUUAUG